GUUUAACUAAUGCUUGGUCAAUAACAGACGAGUUCGAUCCACAAAGUUCUGAUUACUUACGAGCUCAAAUCUCAAUUACUAACUUAGAAAAUUAUCUACGAAGGAAAGAGAAAUUUCCUCUCGCUCGCCCGGCCCAUAUUUACUUGGAAAUUGCCCCUGCCAAGAAUUACUAUCUCCGGGUUUAUUACCAAGAGAAACGAGGUGAUAAACUUCGCCGUUAUCAGUCUUAUUUCACUU
Molecule: messenger RNA, 237 nt
Organism: Racocetra fulgida
Lineage: Eukaryota; Fungi; Glomeromycota; Glomeromycetes; Diversisporales; Gigasporaceae
Source: the annotation of a GenBank genome assembly